Lodderomyces elongisporus is the source of this 1107-nucleotide messenger RNA. RefSeq names its product UDP-glucose:hexose-1-phosphate uridylyltransferase (gene GAL7). Gene Ontology annotation, molecular function: zinc ion binding; UDP-glucose:hexose-1-phosphate uridylyltransferase activity. The record is from RefSeq and is a predicted model, not a curated record. The transcript has a single exon. Bases 1 to 1107 code for a protein of 368 amino acids. Gene Ontology annotation, cellular component: cytoplasm. Gene Ontology annotation, biological process: beta-D-galactose catabolic process via UDP-galactose, Leloir pathway. NCBI's taxonomy places the organism in Eukaryota, Fungi, Ascomycota, Pichiomycetes, Serinales, Debaryomycetaceae.
AUGACUUCAGAAUUUGACUUUACAAACCAUUCACACAGGCGUUAUAACCCAUUGACCAACCGCUAUGUCUUGUGCUCUCCGCACAGAGCUAAAAGGCCAUGGCAAGGUGCUAAAGAAGAUGUUAAAAAGACCCAGUUGCCCGAAUACGAUCCAAAAUGUUACUUGUGUCCUGGAAACAUUAGAGCGACAGGAGAUGUGAAUCCAAAGUACUCGGCAACCUAUGUGUUUCCAAACGACUAUCCUGCAGUGAAAAUGGACCAACCUGACUAUAACGAUGAGACAACCAAAGACGGCCAAGGCAGUCUCAAGAAAAAGCUUUUUAAAACCCAGGGCGUGAAAGGUAAUUGUUUUGUGAUUUGCUUCUCGCCAAAACACAAUCUCACUCUUCCUCUCAUGUCACUUGAAGAGUUAAGCCAGGUUGUUCAAACAUGGCAGAAUUUAUAUAAUGACUUGUUACAAGACUCAAAAGCAAAAGGUUUGCCAUACAAAUAUCUCCAAAUAUUUGAAAACAAGGGUUUUGCUAUGGGCUGCUCAAACCCUCAUCCGCAUGGCCAAGCAUGGUGCUUGGAUAUAGUUCCCACUGAAGUUGAGGACGAGUUAACCAACAUGCUGAAAUAUUACAGAGAAAACAAUAGUCAUUUGUUAAAGGACUACGUAGAAUUGGAGAUGCAGGAGAAAACAAGGAUUGUUUGUGAAAACGAUUCGUUCAUUGUUGUUGUUCCAUAUUGGGCUCUUUGGCCAUUCGAAACGUUGCUUAUUGCAAAAGAACAUCUCAAAUCAAUAAGAGAUUUUAAUGAUAAACAAAAACAAGACCUAUCUCAGAUUCUCAAAACUUUAACCACAAAGUACGAUAACUUGUUCAACACUUCGUUCCCGUAUUCUAUGGGGAUCCACCAGGCUCCGUUCAGUUGCUCGAAAAGAGAACAUGAGGAUUGUUCAUGGUUCCACAUGCAUUUCUAUCCACCAUUGUUGAGAUCGGCCACAGUCAAAAAGUUUUGCGUUGGGUUUGAGAUGUUGGGUGAAGCACAAAGAGACUUGACUAGCGAGCAAGCCGCUGCAAAGUUACAAGAGCUAGAUGGUGAAUCACAUUACUCAACUUUAGUAUAG